Lates calcarifer (barramundi perch) is the source of this 5829-nucleotide messenger RNA. It is a transcript of the gene smcr8a, whose product is annotated as Smith-Magenis syndrome chromosome region, candidate 8a. Bases 764 to 3616 code for a protein of 950 amino acids. The transcript has 3 exons. The record is from RefSeq and is a predicted model, not a curated record. Gene Ontology annotation, molecular function: GTPase activator activity. Lineage: Eukaryota; Metazoa; Chordata; Actinopteri; Centropomidae. Gene Ontology annotation, cellular component: guanyl-nucleotide exchange factor complex.
UAAAACGGACUGUGAAUUAGUAUUAGUAUAAAUUAUUAUUAUCCUAUUGAUAAUCGUAUCAAGUACUUAGUUAAAAUAUGUGGAAUUUCUGUUUUAGGGUGGAUUUUCUCCAGAUGGGAGGCGGGUUGAUCACCUGACAAGACUACAACCAGCUGGGUAAACAUGGCGUCUGUCUCUGGAUGUGAAAAUUACAUGUAGCGCCUCUGUCUGUAAACCGUGUCUCUGUCGCACCAGCGUCCCGCGUUUUAUCCUAGAACACAGUAACGUGAUGGACACGACGCAUGAAGACGUGCAGGUCAGAAGGAGAGAAGCGCUUCACUGAUGCUGCUUUGUAAUUUUUGUCUCUCUGCACAGCAUGAAGGGUCUGAUGCCUGCCCGGAGCCUGUGACUGGCGCAAAAAUAAUUGCUUUUGUUAACAGAGACCCUGACUUGUGUUUUUGUAGAGCUGUCUACUUUUACUGAAUCUGACAAAUAUCAACAAUCCUGCUCUGAACAGCUGAGUUUUGGGCCCUCUGUGCUCUGGGACCCCCUUUUUAAAUUACAUAAACCAUCUUGAAUUUUUUUGUGGACCUUGCCCACCUCUGGGCCCCUAGAAUCCACAGCUCCUUUAACCUCACUAACAAAUGCUCUGCCUGGACAAUGUGAGAGCAGAAUGAUCAAUCUGACUGUACUCUAUGUGGCUGCGCUCUGACAGCUGGUUUAUGACUGUUAGUGGUGCUGCACUGUGUGUUGUGUUUCUCAUGCCUUUCUCGACAACACCACUAUGAUAGGCUCACCUGACGUGGUGGCUUUCACUAAAGAGGAUGAGUAUGGCCAGACAAAUCCUGACCCCUGGGCUCUCCCCGAGGAGUUCUCCGUCCCCCUCUAUCCUCUGGCUGACUCCAACCCCUGGGCUAAAACCUCCUACGCCAAGUUCACCAAAGACUUCAUCCUCAUCUCUGAGUUCUCAGAGCAGGUGGGCCCUCAGCCGCUCCUCACCAUCCCUGAUGACCCCAAAGUCUGCGGCACCUUCGAUCUCAACUACUUCUCCCUGCGCAUCAUGUCAGUGGACUACCAGGCCUCCUUCGUCGGGCAUCCACCUGGCAGCGGCUACCCAAGACUCAGCUUUGUGGAGGACUCGAGGGUGGUGCUUGGUGACUCAAAGGAGGGGGCGUUUGCCUACGUCCAUCACCUCACCCUUUACGACCUGGAGGCGAGGGGCUUUGUGCGACCAUUCUGCAUGGCUUACGUCUCGGCAGAUGAGAGGAAAAUCAUGCUGCAGUUUCAGGAGCUGUCCCUCCGCUUCUCGCAGGCCUCUGAGUGUCUGAAGGCUGGGAACAGGAGAGCCUUCGCUAAGGAACUCCAGAGGAAGCUGCGGGACCUGGAGUACACUCACUCUGUGCUGCAGAGGGAGGAGGGCCUCCAGAGAGAGGCGGGGCCUCAGUGCAUGUACUCUGCUCAUGCUGUGGAGAAAGCCAAUGAGCUAGCUAAUGUGGAAAAAAGCAUUUAUGAACACAGAGACCUGCUGAGACAGAUCAGCUCCUACCACUGUCGCCCGCGUCGGGAUCCUCAUGCGGUCACCUGCCAGAAGUGUAUGACCGAGUGCUUGAAUGAGUGUGAGGAGCUGUUGGACAAAUACGCCAAGCUCGCCAACCCUUUCGGUUACACCGACAAAGGGGGGAAAGGGGAGGAAGGGCGGGGGCAAAUUGAUGAUGAAGGAGGUGAAGAGGAAGUGGAGGAGGACGAAGAUGAGGGUGUUAAACGCAGGCCAUCCUACACCCCACAGCUAAUAAAAGCUAAAUCUGCCAAGUGUUUUGACAAGCGCCUGAAAACCCUCCAAGAGCUGUGUGACGAGACUUUCUACGAGGCCACUGUGGAGCUCCUGAAGGAGACGGAGAGGAGUUUCCGGGGCGACCUGUGUUACCUUCACACACGCCGCCUGGACAAGGCUCUACGCAGGAGACAGAGAGUUACCAACUUCCUGUUUGAGGAGGACCUCGGAGAUGAUGAUGAGGAUGAAGUAGGAACACUAAGACCGUUCUGUGCUGUGAACCAUGCUGUAGAUAACUACACAUUCUUGAAUCCACCUCCUAUUGUGUUAGGACCAGAACCUCUAGAGCUGGACUCAUUGGAGCCUCCAGAUCCUCUAGACCUGGCCUCUGAGACCAGCCACACUCAUGACAGUGAGCUUGGGCUCGGGGAGAGCCAUCUGGAGUCCUCCCCCUCAGACCAGACUCUGGAGACCCAGGAGAGCUCAGAGGAGACCAAAGGAAGCUUUAGCAGCGAUAAGAGCGGGGUGGGUCCGGCAGAGAAGCAACAGAGUCUUGCUAGUGUGAGGUCAGAACCUCCUGAUCCUGAUUCUGACUUGACCCCUGAUGCUGACCACAACACUGACCUGGAGAGGGAGAGCAGCAGUGAGGAGAUGGAGACCACUGCAGGGGACGAUGAAGGUGACAAUGGGGGAGACCAGACGCCUGUGUCUUUACUGGAGGUGGUGUCUGAGCUGGAGGGCAGCAGGGAGGAUGACUGUGAGAGAGAAACUGAUGGAGCUUGUGAGUUGGAGUCUGACUUGUUGGUUCCAAUAGACACGGCGUGCUGUAUGUCUCAAGAUGGUUUCCUUUAUGAGGCGUCUGCCCCAGAGGCAGAUCCUCAUCUGGGCCAAAGCUCCCACCAUCAGCCUUCUGAAACCCUGGUGGUCAACCAGGAGCCCCAGGCCCUCCUCCCACUCCAGGAUGACUAUGCUGUGGGUUCUCCAUGCUCAGAGAGCCCCGCAGCUGGUCUGGAGCUGCCUGUGGGGCUCCUUGGAGAUGCAGUUUCCCGCAUUUCAGUGGAGGAUGGGUCAGACUGCACCAUGAGCGCUUCUACAGGGUCUGAUCGGGCCGCCUCACCUCUCGGCUAUGGGGAGGUGGUGACCCUGCGUCAGAGGAAGAAGGCUGGACAGGGGGCCCUGAGGUUUGUGCGACAGUACCCCUUUGCCAUGCAAGCUCUGUGGUGCCUGCUGAGUGGAAGAACCCUGGUGGUGCUCGGGGCAGAUGAGGGAAGAGUCCGUCGGUUGGUCGCUGCUCUGGCCCUCUUUGUGCCUGGCCCUGGGAAGUGUGGAGAGAGGGUUCAAGCCUGGCUGUCCUGUCCUUUCACCCUUACUGACCUGCAGAGGUGGAAACUCAUUGGAUUGCAAAGAGUGGCAUCCCCUGUGGGUUCCAGCAUGCUUUACUCACUGUCCCGCUACAGUCGCUACAUCUCCAUCCUCGAUGCUGACCAGAAGACUUUGCGCUGCCCACCGUAUCGCGGCCAACUGCUUGCCAACAUAGCCGACCACCGCACCUACAUCCGCCGCGGCUCCACCUACUUCCUUCACGUGCAGAGCACCCUCUGUCGCCUGGCAGCCAAGGCCUUCCUGUUUACCUUCACUCACCACCUCCACCUGCCGGUCAGCUCCACAGAGGGGCCCGAGGUUGUGGAGGGCCGACGCCGCUGCUUCCUGCAGGAGCAGCUGGGGCUGGGCGAGGAGGAUAGCCAGAUACUGCUCUACCUCAGCCAGCUCAUCACUCAGCAGUACUUACGGCCUGCCACCGGGAGCAGCGCAGCAGCACCUUGUUUUAGUUUUAACUACACUACCAGCGUUUUAUACAAAAUCUAAUAUUCUUCUGGGAGGAGGAUUCUCACACACGUUUUAGCAGAAAUCAUCUGUGACCCUUUGGUUUAUAAUGGACCAAAGGUGAUCGUAAUAAGGUCUAAAGUAAUUUUUAGUUUCAGGACAAUCUCUGCACUGGUUAUUGUUUUUUCUGCCUUGUUGAAUUUUUCUCUGCUCUUGCUGUUUCCUCUGUGUGCCGGGAGAAGGAGGAGAAGGAGACGGAGUAAGUUGUGAAUGUCAGUGAGUGGUUUACUUGUGUGUAUUUGGUCCAGAGCAUGUUGACGCUCACAAACACACACAUGACAGAGCAGACGAAGGUCGACUCCUCUUAUUGUCCUUUGAGCCUUUUGUGUGUGUUUUUCUCUUUUGUGGAAAAAAAAUGUUACUUACAUUGGCUGUAAGGUCAGUCCCCCCCUCUCCUCACCACACACACACACACACACACACACACACACACUUCAUCUUACAAAACUAUCCAGCAUGGCUGUCUGUGUUAUAAGUGCUGGUAUGACCUCAGCCAGCUCUCUCACAGGUUCAGUCACAGCUCUGUGUUAACACCUGCCAAUCACUGAGCAGUUUGUCAGCUAUGAUAUCAUCUCAGCUAAAUGUAAACAUGUUUUUCAGGAUAACUGUGACCUUUUCCGCCUGUGGCCAACACAUGGCUCUCUGAAUCUGUCCACGAAACCUUAUUAGCACCGCACAGGCUUGUUGCAGCUGGUUUUGUGACAUGCCUCUCUCUUUGAAAACUACCACAUCACUUCCAAAGGCCAAAAACCUAUUUCUGUUUCAUUCACCUGCACUUUAAGUUUCUCUAUUUCGUGAAUGAAUUUUAAACACACAUUCCUGCUGUGAUGAACAAAUCUUGUUUUUUGUUCCAAAAAGAGUUGGAUCUGAGAGGAUGGAAUAAACAUUCCCAGAGGCUGCUUUUCGGGUUGUGAUGCAUGAGGAAGUGUUUUUGCUGUGUGAAUUAGAUCCAGUUGGCUCCAUGUAAUGUUGCAUGUCCAGAGAAAUAACGUCAUCACGCACAUACUCACACAUGUAGGGCCAGCAGGCAGCCAAAACCUGUUGAUAUUCACUGCUGGCGAGCAUUUUCAUGGAUAUUACUCACACAGUCAGGAGCAUUUUAAAGCUACUUAACCUUAAAUGUAUUAAAUUUCACUGUUGUCUUAAAGUUGUGUGAGAGUGUCGUGGUGUCAGCAUGAGACUGUCUUGUGCCAGGGUGAAAUCCCCGCAUUGAUAAUAUUUAUUUUUUUUGUUAUAUUUGAAGAAAUUGACUUGGACAAGAUGCUGAACAGUUUGGGGAGAUGUUGCCAGGAUGGUGGUGUUGUGUUUGUGUAGAUUUUAUUGUGGGAGAAAUUAAUUUCCUGUGCCAUCAAAAACAAAACUCUGAUGUUUGACACUUGAUUUAGGAGAGCAGCUGCCUAUCUUAUCUUUAUUUUCCUCAGUGAUCCUUGCUGGAUGUGUGCUAUAACGAAAACUGUUCUAUAUUUAUUGCUUUAGGACAAAAUUUGGAUUACAAUCAUUAUGCUGAGUACACCCAGAUUUUCUGUUUGGAGUAUGCUGAAGAAUUGCAAAAGCAGAAAACCUUUAAAGUUCUGUCACAUUGGCCAGUGAAAUCACACUGAGGUAGUGUCUUUGAUAGUAUUUUAGAUUUUCCUGUUCCUAAUUCUGUGAUGGAGCUGUGACUCUGUAUCUAGGAUGGUAACUGUACAUGUGACUGCAUGGUCAGAGUUUUAAUGUGAAAGGUCAAACAAUGUGGGAUUGUGGCUGCUGCCCUUCCUGCUACGAACAAAACUAAUUUUGUUUUUACGGUACAUGCUUUUAACUACUAACAACCACCUCACGGUUUUAAUUCCACUUAAUGUAUUAUUUCAGUUUAGCGCAGUUUGGGCUUCGUGAUUUUUUUUUCUGCAUGUGACGACUUUUAUUUUUUACUGCUUGAAUAACAAAUUUUUCCACAUUUUCCCUCUAAUGCAAAAAGGUGAAUGUAAUCUGAAUAAGCCAUACCACAGUGUGCUUAACGUGUCGUCACUCAGUGUCCUUAUGUUGCCAUAUCAUGUCUACCUUCUGUAUCUCAUCAUGAGGAGGCGCUGUGUUAACUUCAGCCCUGUGCAACGGCGCCAUUGCCAGUUAUUUUACAAAAGCACGCUUGUGAAUGUCUUGAUGCUUUCAUGUAAUGUUGAUGAUAUUCAUUUACUCCAUUAAAUUAUUUGAAUCUG